AUGGCUAGUUCCUUGGAUUCGCCCAAAUUUAAAAGGCGGAAGCGUCCGCAAGGCGAAUCUGGGUGGUCUGACGAAAGUGAAUCGGAGCAGGAGCUGGUCACGGAGGACAGACACAUUGAGUCCAGUGGCUCGGAUAAUGUGCCCCAGAUCCCAAAGACUGUUCCACAUCAAGAUGAAGAAAUCCAGGAAUUUCAAUCUGAGGAAAAUGUUGCACAUCUCAGGAAACUUGCAAGACAGCGAUAUUUGUCUCAGCGAGAGCAAAAACAGGUCCUGUUACUGGAGAAAGUUGUUGCUGAUUAUGAAAAAGACAUCGAGGAAGUAGGCUGGGAAGGUUUGACAAAAAAAGAGCAGAAAGAAAUUACUCUCCAGCGGGAGCUUUUGCAAAUGUUUCGCGAUCGUGAGCAGCUUGGUCAAGAGACUGGAUAUCAGUUACCAUCAGAUUAUGUGACUGAGAGCGGCAAAAUUGAUAGGAAGCGAAAGGAAGAAGCCUUACAUGCAUCCUUCAAGGAUGAUGGAAAUCGCGAUUUGGAUUGGGAAUCGGAGCAGGUAGCUAAGGCACGAAAGCUGGUGGCAACCUCGCGCAUGUCUGAAGAUCAGUUUGAGUUUGUCUUCGAUAAGUCACAGAUGGUCAACUUCGUUGUGGAUAAGGAGCUCGAAGAUGAACUGGAGAAAAUCAAGCAAAAAGAAGCAUUUGAGAAGCAGAUCAAAGACGAGGAAGCCAAAAUCAAAAGUAUAGAUGAAGUUCGCAAAUCUCUGCCCGUGUAUGAGUACAGAGAUUCUCUUCUCAAAGCCAUUGAAGAGUAUCCAGUUCUGAUCAUUGUGGGUGAAACAGGCUCAGGUAAGACCACACAACUGCCUCAAUUCUUGUUCGAGGCAGGUUAUACGAGUGAUGGGAAAAAGGUUGGCUGUACUCAGCCAAGAAGAGUUGCAGCCAUGUCGGUUGCAGCUCGUGUGGCAGAAGAAGUUGGGUGUCGACUCGGUGAUAAAGUUGGAUACACUAUCCGUUUUGAGGACAAAACCUCCGAGAAAACGGUUAUCAAGUAUAUGACUGAUGGUAUGUUGCUAAGAGAAUUUCUUACAGAUCCAGAACUUUCAGGUUAUUCGGCCAUGAUGAUUGAUGAGGCUCACGAAAGAACUCUAUCGACCGAUAUUCUCUUUGGACUCUUGAAAGACAUUUCGAAGUAUAGACCCGACUUCAAACUUUUGAUCUCAUCGGCUACCAUGAACGCAAGAAAGUUUAGUGAUUUCUUUGGCGGUGCUCCAAUAUUCGACAUUCCAGGAAGACGAUUUCCUGUUGAUAUUCACUACACUGCCCAGCCGGAAGCAAACUAUCUUCAUGCGGCAAUUACAACUGUGUUUCAGAUACACACAACCCAGGGUGAAGGAGACAUUCUGGUGUUCCUGACAGGUCAGGAUGAAAUUGAAACCAUGGCCGAAAAUUUGACGGAGACAUGUCGGAAGCUGGGGUCUCGUGUAAUGGAAAUGAUUGUUUGUCCUAUAUAUGCUAACCUUCCCUCAGAGCUGCAACAGAAGAUUUUCGAGCCUACCCCUCCGAAGGCUCGGAAAGUCGUUUUGGCGACAAAUAUCGCGGAGACCUCUAUCACCAUUGAUGGAAUCUCUUUUGUCAUUGAUCCUGGGUUCGUGAAAGAAAAUGUGUUCAAUCCAACAACCGGAAUGGAGAGCCUGGUGGUCACUCCGUGCUCAAGGGCAUCGGCUGAUCAAAGAGCAGGAAGAGCAGGAAGAGUGGGGCCUGGCAAAUGCUUCAGACUAUAUACAAAAUGGGCUUAUACCAAUGAGCUGCCGCCAAACCCUACACCUGAGAUUUUGCGCACUAAUCUUGCUAGUGUCGUGCUUCUGUUGUUCUCUCUGGGUAUCACAGAUCUCAUUCAUUUUGAGUUCAUGGAUCCUCCCUCGUCUGAUACGUUAAUCAAAGCCAUAGAGUUGCUUUAUGCUUUGGGUGGGCUUAAUGAUAAGGGUGAAUUGACAAAGAUCGGUCGCCAAAUGGCUGAGUUUCCAACAGAUCCGAUGCUUGCAAAAGUCUUACUGUCCAGCGUGAAGUUUAAGUGUCUAAAAGAGGUUUUGUCGAUUGUAUCGAUGCUGGGUGAGUCCGGGUCUCUAUUCUACAGACCGAAAGAUAAGAAAGUAUACGCUGAUAAGGCCCACGAGUCCUUCGCUAAUCCUGCUGGAGAUCAUCUGACACUGCUCGAGAUAUGGAAUCAGUGGGUAGAGACUGAGUACUCCUAUCAGUGGUGUCGAGACAACUUCCUGCAAAGCAAGACACUUAAUCGGGUCAGAAACAUUAGAGACCAAUUGGAGCGACUUUGCAACAAAGUUGAGACCUUUGUGGACUCUGAUGCUCACUCGGAUACAGCGAUUGAUCCAUUUGUUCUUCAGACGAAUAUCAGAAAGGCAAUCACCUCUGGAUAUUUCCCCAAUGCAGCAAGACUGUCAAAAACAGGAGACAACUUCCGUUCUAUCAAGAAGAACCAAACGAUUUUCGUACAUCCUUCUUCAGUCAUAUUCUCCCAAAAGCCUCCUCCAAAGCUUGUUCUGUACCAUGAACUUGUUUUGACAAGUAAAGAAUAUAUGAGGAAUUGUCUGGUGAUCGAAGAAGCAUGGCUGAAAGAGCUUGCACCUCAUUUCUUCAGAGGUGAUGAAUUGGAGCAAGAUCAAAGGAAAAGAAUGCCCAUACGUAAGUAG
Messenger RNA from Kuraishia capsulata CBS 1993, 2700 nucleotides. RefSeq lists its product as uncharacterized. The transcript has a single exon. The coding region runs from base 1 to 2700 and encodes 899 amino acids. The record is from RefSeq and is a predicted model, not a curated record. Gene Ontology annotation, molecular function: RNA binding; ATP binding. Lineage: Eukaryota; Fungi; Ascomycota; Pichiomycetes; Pichiales; Pichiaceae. Gene Ontology annotation, cellular component: catalytic step 2 spliceosome; intracellular anatomical structure.